Messenger RNA from Mytilinidion resinicola, 897 nucleotides. RefSeq lists its product as uncharacterized. The record is from RefSeq and is a predicted model, not a curated record. The transcript is spliced from 3 exons. NCBI's taxonomy places the organism in Eukaryota, Fungi, Ascomycota, Dothideomycetes, Mytilinidiales, Mytilinidiaceae. Bases 1 to 897 code for a protein of 298 amino acids.
AUGUCCAACAUGACCGACAUCAACAAGCAAGACGAGGCCACCCAGGGUGCCGAGACAAAGAGCUCCGCCCACAAUUCCCCUGUCAUAGAUAACAAGGACGGCUCUAGCGGUGUGGAUUGCACUGAGAUCGACUUCAUGAAGUUCCCGGGCGAAAUUCGCAACAAAAUCUACGACCUCGUCGUCUACGAGCGUCUGCACAUGGACCACCAGUACCUACUCAAGCCCAAAGGCCCCCUCCCAGUGCCUAUGACGGACGGACUUCUCGACCUACGCCUUGUUGGCCAUCAGUUCAGCGGCGAAAUCCUCGACCGGAUGUUCACGUGGGGUGCUACACUCAGACUCAACAUGAUACCCGUACUGCCCAAAGCACUCGACGUGCGCAUGGAGACGGAGAGUACCCGUAAGAACAUGCGCGCCACGUGUCCCACCGGUACCGCCAACGUCGCGGCCGACUUCGGGUUCAGGCUGCGUAGCUACCGUCCUCUGGGCCCGGUCCCCUCGGUGUGGUCAAACAUCCUGAAGAAUUUCCAGAUCCAACUACUCUUUCGGCGCUGCAGGCACUCGGAGAAGUGCACCGCGUGCAUCAACUUGAAUUUCCAUAAGGAGAAGUUGCACUUCGACAUCAUGCCUACGCUGAGGCUCCUUAUGGAACAUCAUGUCCAGUACUUCCCGAAUCUGCCCCUCCUGGACAUCCACAUCACACAGGAGCAGAAUUGGCUCUCUUUCGAAGGCAAGAAGCUGGUGGAGCGGGGGGUCGAGGAGGACUUCGUGGCGGUUAGCGAGGGGUCAAACGGCAACGCUUUGGAGUGGCAUUUGCGGACUCGGUACCACGGCACCAAGAUGAAGGUGCAGAUCCGCACCAUGGACAACGAGCUGCCGAGCUGGGUCGAAAUCUGA